Mustela erminea (ermine) is the source of this 1966-nucleotide messenger RNA. It is a transcript of the gene KYAT3, whose product is annotated as kynurenine aminotransferase 3. Gene Ontology annotation, cellular component: mitochondrion; cytoplasm. The record is from RefSeq and is a predicted model, not a curated record. NCBI's taxonomy places the organism in Eukaryota, Metazoa, Chordata, Mammalia, Carnivora, Mustelidae. Gene Ontology annotation, biological process: biosynthetic process. Gene Ontology annotation, molecular function: pyridoxal phosphate binding; L-kynurenine:2-oxoglutarate transaminase activity. Bases 356 to 1621 code for a protein of 421 amino acids. The transcript has 14 exons.
UCAGCCAGCCUCCUGCUCCCUCAUCAGGAGUCAUUUUUUUUUCCUGUGAUCUCAUGUAAUUUAGCUUCAGUUUCCCAGAAUGCUAAUCUUGGCACAGCAGGUAGUGUUGGCCACACCACAGACACCUCCUUGUUCAGCUAUAAGAUCAUCAAGAGCUGUUCUAGUAUCAAGGACAACUUUGCCAGAGAGGCUCAAGGUCUUUGUUGGGUGUCUAGGCCAUUAGCAACAGAUUCUACGUUUUCUUCAAGAGUGAGGGAGAGGUUUCUGAUCACAUCUUGUUUUCAUUAACUCCUAACCAGGAAAGCAUGGCCCUGCCAAAAAGAAGCAAAUCCUGAAUCAUGAAUGCCUCCUGAAGAUGUCUUUGAAAAUCACCAAUGCAAAACGAAUCGAAGGCCUUGAUAGUAAUGUGUGGAUUGAAUUUACAAAGUUGGCUGCAGACCCCUCUGUUGUGAAUCUUGGUCAAGGUCUUCCAGAUAUAUCUCCUCCCAUAUAUGUAAAGGAGAAAUUAUCAAAGAUUGCAGCAAUUGAUAGCCUGAACCAGUAUACACGAGGCUUUGGUCAUCCAUCACUUGUGAAAGCUCUAGCCUGCUUAUAUGAAAAAUUUUAUCAAAAUCAAAUCAAUCCAAAUAAAGAAAUCCUUGUGACAGUAGGAGCAUAUGGAUCUCUUUUUAAUGCCAUUCAAGGAUUAAUUGAUGAGGGAGAUGAAGUCAUAAUAAUAAUGCCUUUCUAUGACUGCUAUGAGCCCAUGGUGAGAAUGGCUGGAGCAACACCUGUUUUUAUUCCCCUAAGAUCUAAACCUGUCAGUGGAAAAAAAUGGUCUAGUUCUGACUGGACAUUGGAUCCUCAAGAACUGGCAAGUAAAUUUAAUUCUAAAACCAAAGCUAUUAUACUGAAUACUCCACAUAACCCCAUUGGCAAGGUAUAUACCAAAGAGGAACUCCAAGUAAUUGCUGACCUUUGCAUCAAAUAUGACACGCUCUGCAUCAGUGAUGAGGUUUAUGAAUGGCUUGUAUAUACUGGAAAUAAGCAUCUAAAAAUAGCUACGUUUCCAGGAAUGUGGGAGAGAACAAUAACAAUAGGAAGUGCUGGAAAGACUUUCAGUGUAACUGGCUGGAAGCUUGGCUGGUCCGUUGGUCCUCAUCAUUUGAUAAAACAUUUACAGACGGUCCAACAAAACACCAUUUAUACCUGUGCGACGCCUUUACAGGAAGCCUUGGCUCAAGCUUUUUGGAUUGACAUCAAGCGCAUGGAUGACCCAGAGUGUUACUUCAAUUCUUUGCCAAAAGAGUUAGAAGUCAAAAGAGAUCGGAUGAUACAUUUGCUUGAAAAUCUUGGCCUAAAGCCCAUAGUUCCUGAUGGGGGAUACUUCAUCAUUGCUGAUGUGUCUUUGCUAGAUGCAGACCUCUCUGGUAUGAAGGACAGCAAUGAACCGUAUGACUAUAAAUUUGUGAAAUGGAUGACUAAAAAUAAGAAACUGUCAGCCAUUCCAGUUUCAGCAUUCUGUAACACAGAGACCAAAGUACAGUUUGAGAAGUUUGUGCGAUUUUGCUUCAUAAAAAAAGACAGUACACUGGAUGCUGCUGAAGAAAUAAUUAAGGCAUGGACUGGACAGAAGUCUUGAUCCAAGCAGAAGUUGAAACGUAUGCGAACACCUCCCAGUACCACUUUACCUCAGGCAGAGUAGCAUUGUGGAUAAGAACUAUGAGAUGCUGGUUGAUGCGUCACCUCUCAGUGCUUCAGUUCCCUCAUCAUAAAAAGGGAAUAAAAUAUAGCACCUACUUUAUGACCCCUGUCUGGCUCUGUGGGUAGAGCCUGCAAGUCUUGAUCUUAGAGUCAUGAAUUUCAGCCCCAUGUCGGGCAUGGAACCUACUUUAAAAAAUAGUACCUACUUCAGAUGAAGUUUGUGAGGAUAAAAUGGAUUGAUAUACGUAAAGCCUCAAUAAACCCUCAACUAAUGUUAGUAGCA